UUGAAUUAUGGCGCUCCAUGUUCAAUAAUAUUUUACCCAAUUAAAGGAUUUGAUCUUGGACGUUCUUUUAUAUCAAUACAUUCGUUAAUUGGUCUAUUUAUGACAACAAAAGAUUACCACUGGUCUAAUAGGUAGUAAUCUGAAGUGAAACAGCAUUUUGUAUUAGUAUCACAAAAGUUGUGUAUACAGUUGUCUUGGAAGGGCGUUGUAUCUGUUUCGAAAAUGGACUUCAAAAUGCAUGAAUACACGCACGUUGUGGUUGGUAAAGUGACACCGGCAUUGCGGGUAACAGACAGAGCUGAUCUUAAUGACGCGCGACGGCAACAUGAUUGCUUCCUUAGACUUCUUAGGGAACUCAAUUUGGAAGUGGUAGAAGUUGAUUUGGGAUAUUCAUUUCCUGAAAAUGUAGUUCUAGAACAUAUAGCCGUCGUUUGUCACGGCAUUGCACUGCUUAUGAAACCAACUACUAGCAUGGAAGAUGACAUGCUAAAAAUACUCAAAGAUGUUAUGCAAAAAGAUCUAGGACAAACAGUGAUUGAAUUGUCCGAUCCCUAUGCCAAAGUCAAUGGUUCUGAUGUUAUAUUCACAGGUCGUGAAUUUUUCGUGGGUAUUUCGGAUACAAGCAAUGAAGCUGGAGCAAGUGCUAUUGCAGAAGCAUUUCCAGAAUUUCCUUGCACCCCUAUAAAGAUGUCGAAAGGUGCACGACAUCUAAAGAGUUAUAUCACUGUGGCAGGACCCGAUAUUCUCUGCGUAGGUGCCAGCAAAGAGGCACAAGAAUUGUUGAAAAGAAUGGAAAGGGAAGCAACUUUCUCUUACCAAACCCUUACAGUUCCAGAAGAUGAAGCUGCAAAUUGUCUCUAUGUCAAUGGGACACUUAUUCACAGGGCUAUUGAAGAAAUACCCGAUUCAUUUAAGGCCUUUUGUGAGAAGAUUGAUUUUGCCAGACGAUCCAUUUGUUUUUCGGAACUGGCUAAGAUGUCCACUGGUCUUAGUGCAUGUGCUCUGCCUGUUAGGAAGACUUAAACCUCUGGUAUGUUAUUCUCUAACAGAAUUUAGGUCUGCGGAUAAUGUUUGUGCCUGAGAAUUUUCUGAAUAUUAUUGCAUUGGCUAAAUAUUGUAUUAUUGUUGGAGUAAAAUGUUUAUCUACAAGCUUUAUGGGCGCUUUUGCCUUGUUAUAUUAACUAAGCGGCAUAAGUCUAAAAUAACAACUAGAGGAAUUAAAAUACAGAAUUUUUUAUGUUUAAAGUAUAGAAGAAACUGCAAUAAAUAAUUAGUAUUAAAAGUUUAUUCAAUAUAAGUAUUGUUAAUCUCUAUUUAUUUUAGUCAAGGUCAAAAUAUCUUACACAUGCAUUUUUAGUACUUAUUCAACAUUUUCAUUGAUUUUAUGAUGUUCCACAGUGUUGCCAUAAAAAUAAUAAAAUGUAAUGCAAUGAUGUAAAAGCAAAUACACACCAGUCUAAGAUAAUUUAAUUUUUUAUCUAAGUAAAGCAAAUCUUAGCUAGUUGAAUAAGCUAUAAUUUGGUAUUUAUAGUUUAAACAAAUAUAAGUUGGACCGAAGCAUAUUUACUUAUACAGCUCAUAUUCAACAUGCUUUUAAAUACCGACAAUAAUCUUUAGAAAUCUCUAGGCACCAAAUAAAAUGCUUUUGAAAUUUUCUUAACAUAUAAUAUCAGUUUCUUUAAUGUAGUGAAUAUUAUACUUAACUUUAUAACAUAUUUAUAUUUAAAUAGACGAAACUUCCAUUUACCCAGACUCAAUAAUAUAUUAAAUAGUAAAUGAAUAAAUAGUAGAGCUCUCAUUAAAUAGAUUAGCAGUAUUUGACAAUAAAUUGAUACUGACUUGAUUUUACAUAUAUAUUAUAGCCGCAAAAAUAUGUUACAAUAGAUAUAUAGAUCCUUUGAUAAAUACCUUAGGUAUGACGUCAUAAAAUUAAAUUAUGUUUAGUUUAAAAUACUGUUUUGCAAAUAUAUUGUUUGAUAAAGUCAUCUGACCCAGUCAUAACUCAAACUAAGUGUAGGUUGUAUUCUUCAAUUGAAUCACAAAUAUACUAUUAUACUUCAGGUUUUAUUGUAUUGAGUGUUAUUGUUGAUAUUUGAUGGGUAUACACACUUAUCGCUGCGGGGGCGCGUAAAAUGUGCGAAUAAAUUUUAGGGCCGUUAAAAAGCGCUGUUUAGGCGCGAACACUAAGUUAUGACAGCUCACUAGCGCUCUCCUGACAAUGUCAAAAAAGUGUCAGAUAUCUGAGAUAUUUUCUGACACAUCUGACAGCUUCUUACUGGGCCAGAUACUUUUAUCGAACUAUUUGUGGUAUUUCAUUCUAUGCUAAAUCCAAGAAAAUAUUAAAACAACAAUAUUUACCUCAUAGAUCCUAGUUGAUACACAAAUUACCCAUUCCCUAAGUUACAAGACUGAUUUCCAUAGGAUAAAAUAAAGUAUUUCUUCUAUCUAAACAUAGCCUUUCUAUAGAUUGUGGUAGAUUGUUAUUUAUGCAAUUCAAUAUUUACAUUCCAUGUAUUUUAAUUAGCUGAGUAAACAUUCCUUGUAAUAUUUCAGUAUUAUUAAUGAAGGUUCUUAUUCCUUUUUUAUUUAUAAUCUACUUAUUAUGAUUAUUUAUUUUUGUAAUUUAAGAAUUUCUGUAUACUCUCACAUAAUAUGUCCUAUUGUCAGCUAAAACACAUACAAAAGUAAACUUUAUUACUUUCAAUGUUUAUUGCAAGUGUUUUUGCAGUGGACACAGACAAAAUUUUUUUCUUAAACUUUUGAGUUUCAAUCAUUUUUUUAUGUC
Messenger RNA from Papilio polytes (common Mormon), 2785 nucleotides. Its product is annotated as N(G),N(G)-dimethylarginine dimethylaminohydrolase 1. The transcript is spliced from 5 exons. Gene Ontology annotation, molecular function: dimethylargininase activity; amino acid binding. The coding region runs from base 223 to 1023 and encodes 266 amino acids. Gene Ontology annotation, biological process: arginine metabolic process; positive regulation of nitric oxide biosynthetic process. The record is from RefSeq and is a predicted model, not a curated record. NCBI's taxonomy places the organism in Eukaryota, Metazoa, Arthropoda, Insecta, Lepidoptera, Papilionidae.